GCACAGCAAAGAACAUUCUGCAGUUUAAGAGUGUUCAAAGGGGAAAUAUGAGUCUGGCAUGUCUUGUGUGCCAUAGCGUGGAAAGCCCGUCUCGCUCCUUUAGGAGUUACUCUGUUUCAAGUUCCGACAAUGAGGGAAGAUGUUCUGCAAUCAGCAACUGCUUGACCAGGAAGAUAUCACUUGCACACGCAACGGCGAACACUCAUUUUGCAUCAUCAUCUAAGGUGACCCCACAACCAGCUGUUCCUAGUAAUGUAGUUACAGGUACCCCAAGACUCGUCCGAAGCCGUGCUGUUAGGAGGGACAUCGUGAGAGACUGGAAUUUUGAUGGAGUCGGGAUGGAGCGUUAGUCUAUGAAUUUGGAGUACAAAGUGUACAACACUCCCUGGAGUGCGCAGUUAGCAGAGUAGAAGGCUCUUGUCCUGUUGUGGUGUCAGAUAGGAGAUAAGAGCUUUGAAGUUAUUUGUCGUUAUUUUUCUCUAGUUUGGGUGCAAGUGAACUUUUUCUUUGUAGUGUGAGUGUGGGGGCAUCUGUGCUACUGGAGAAAUUUAACUUUGAAGCAUUUUGUUCAUAUUUCUUUCAUUUGUGUACUGGGUGUAUUUGUCAUUGUGCUCCUACCCAUUAUGCAUAUGUUUACGCCAUGGCAGCCUGGCUUGUGGAGCCUUAAUAUGCUUCUAGUUUGCAUUAUGCCUGAUAUUUGGAUUCUCGAUUCUUUGGUAAGUUUUUUUGUGUAUCUUUU
Molecule: messenger RNA, 739 nt
Organism: Ilex paraguariensis (yerba mate)
Lineage: Eukaryota; Viridiplantae; Streptophyta; Magnoliopsida; Aquifoliales; Aquifoliaceae
Source: the annotation of a GenBank genome assembly